Molecule: messenger RNA, 1884 nt
Organism: Clavispora lusitaniae ATCC 42720
Lineage: Eukaryota; Fungi; Ascomycota; Pichiomycetes; Serinales; Metschnikowiaceae
Biological process (GO): protein histidyl modification to diphthamide
Molecular function (GO): 2-(3-amino-3-carboxypropyl)histidine synthase activity
Source: RefSeq, a predicted model, not a curated record
AUGAGCGCGAAAAGCAUCUCUACAUACUCAUCUCCAGCCAAUAGACAAAAAACCAUAGUCAUCCAAAGCAUGGCCACAGCACCAACUUUGUCUACGCCUCAGGACGAGUCGGUAUUUUAUGCCAAGGUAGCUGUUUCCAAACCACGCCGUCGCAGUAAUAUUGCCCAAUACUAUAGUCUCGAUGAGCUUGCAGAUGCAGUUAAGAAAUAUAAAAGAAUCACGCUUCAAUUCCCCGAUGAGUUGGUAGGAGACUCUGCUGCAGUGGCAUAUGAGUUGCAAUCACGGUUGGACAAGGCAAGUGCUCUACUACAAAAAGAGGAUUCAGAAACUGGAAAUGGCCAAGCGGCCCUGCAAAAUGAGAACGAUAAGACAGCAGAAGCCAAAGAAACCUCCGAAUGCAGAGGUGAUGUGGACCCAGCAGCAAAAACCCCAAAACAACAGUGCUCCUCAAGCACUUGUUCGACCGGCAACAACUCAUGUGCUUGCUCUGCUUCCUGUUCAAGCUCCUGUUCAAAUUCAGAUGCCAAAACAUCUUCCCAGGUGUGGAUCUUGGCCGACACAUCCUACUCUCCGUGCUGUGUGGAUGAAGUGGCGGCACAGCAUGUUCUGGCGGAUGUUGUGGUACAUUUUGGUGACGCUUGCUUGAAUCCUGUAGCGUCACUUGCGGCCGUAUAUGUUUUUGGUCGGCCCCACAUCGACUUGGACGUGCUUGUCACUCGACUCAGGGAAAAGUACACGCCAGAUUCGCAGCUUGUUCUCAUGGCCGACACGCCUCAUACGCCGCUUUUGCACGAGCUUCAGGCUCUUGUGCCAGAGCUCAACACUACAGUGGCUGAUAUCUACAUUCAGGAUAAGCUGUCUGUAGUAGGAUACAAGCCACGAGUGGUCCAGGAAGAUGAUUUGAGGACACUUAACCGGGUAUUCCCUGGAAUCUCAGACGAAGCCGAAUUGCAAAAUUACGACUUGUUCCACAUUUCUGAACCCAAGGCGCCACGCAUGCUCCAACUCACCACCAAGUUUCAAUCUGUCACCACAGUCGAUGCUGAGACUGGAGAUUUCUCGCUGAACCCAGCGCCUGCUCUUGCUCGCAGAUACCGCUACAUGCAUAUGGCCCGUUCUGCAGCUACGGUGGGGCUUCUUGUGAAUACCUUGUCGUUGGCACAUACUCGUACACUCAUGAAUAGUUUGGCAAGCCAACUUCGGGAAGCAGGAAAAAAGCAUUAUCUUUUUGUUGUCGGUAAGCCGAACGUGGCUAAGUUGGCCAACUUUGACGCUGUGGACAUGUGGUGUGUUUUGGGCUGUGACCACCAGGGCAUUAUUUUGGACGAAACACGCGAGUACUUCAAGCCGAUUGUGACGCCGUAUGAACUUGUGCUUGCCUUGAGUGAUGAGCUUACAUGGACAGGCCAAUGGGUUACAGAUUUCCAAGAGGUGUUGACUCUUUUGAAGGAUGAGAAUGAAGACAAUAACCAAGAAGGUAACAGCAACAGCAUGAAUGACGAAAGCGAUGGUGAUGAUGAGCCAGAGUUCGACUCCGUCACUGGUCGGUAUGUCAGUGCCCGCCCAUUGAGACGCCUUCGGCAUUUACAGAUUGAGCAGGAAGCUGAAGAAGCCCCAGAUCCAAAUACGGCUCAGCAAAAUGGCUCUAGCGAGUCUGGCGCAUCAAAUGGGAAGAAACCAUCCAACCAGUUGGUCAAAAAACUCUCUUCUGCCGUAGCAGUACGUGGAACAUAUUCCACUUCUGCGGCUCAUCUUCAGACCAGAGAAUGGACAGGCUUGGGCAGUGACUGGACCCAGGAUGAGGACGAUGAGGGCGCAGAAGUUGAGGAGGGUCGCAGCGGUAUAGCACGUGGCUAUGAUUUUGAUAGAGAAAACCGUCAUUAG